Molecule: messenger RNA, 2516 nt
Organism: Haplochromis burtoni (Burton's mouthbrooder)
Lineage: Eukaryota; Metazoa; Chordata; Actinopteri; Cichliformes; Cichlidae
Gene: npy2r
Product: neuropeptide Y receptor Y2
Exons: 2
Coding region: 618-1727 (369 amino acids)
Biological process (GO): G protein-coupled receptor signaling pathway
Cellular component (GO): membrane
Molecular function (GO): neuropeptide Y receptor activity
Source: RefSeq, a predicted model, not a curated record
GGACCUGCUUCACUGAACUAGACCUUAAGCUGGAACCUGCGCUGUUAUUCACCAGAAUAUAAAAAGUGAGGUCUCUAAUGAUGAGUUUGUGGGAAAAAAGAAGUUUCAGAGGAUGCUGAUUGAUGGCAUCAGUGAAAAAAAGCGGCAGAGACUCACGGACGCUGAUAUAACUGAAACUGAUAUUGUUUCGUUCAAAUGCUCCAUAUAAAGCACGCGCAUCUGCACUUUUAGGUUUUCCUAUUGUUGGCGCACAUUUAUUACAUUUUGUACUCUCACAGGAUGAAGACCCCCAAAAGACCGCGUUCUCGUUUCUUCUCUGUUACUUAACCCGCCUCGUUUUUCUGUAUCUCUCAGUCUCACAGAGCAGUUAAUGAACCCUCGACGCCAAACGGACCGCAGUGCGCACUGGCAAGCUGUUGCGCGCUUUGCUGCUGCUGCUGUUUCUCAGAAUAAGGACACUUUUUCUUCCCCCCCCCGCUGGUGUUUAAAUGGGUUUGCUCAUCUGGACAUGACAGGAACGAGAAGAAAAGCACCAAAACUUUACUAGCGGCACAAACAAUGAGCGGAAUCUAACAAUCUCACUCUGCAGAUUGAGAUUUACUCUGGUUCUUUUAGUCAUGAACACAGCAGAACAAUUAAACAUGACUCAAGUAGAAGAUUAUCAGCUUCAACCUUCUAACUGCUGCUCAACCGCGUACACAGUGUAUGGUGAGAACUUUCUCAUGGAGGAUGACAGCACAAGGCUGGUUGCAGUUCAAGUUAUCCUCAUCCUUGCUUACAGCACAAUCAUCCUGUUUGGAGUCACUGGGAACUCCUUAGUGAUAUAUGUCGUCUACAAGUUCAAAAAUCUGCGGACCGUGACCAAUUUCUUUAUCGUAAACUUGGCUGUUGCUGACUUGCUCGUAAACACGCUGUGCUUACCUUCCACCCUUGUCAACACCCUCUAUGGCAAAUGGAUGUUUGGUCAGGUGUUGUGCUUCAUGCUACCCUGUGCUCAAGGCAUGGCUGUGCACGUGUCCACCAUCACUCUGAAUAUCAUUGCUCUGGACCGCCACAGGAACAUUGUCUACCACAUGGAGACUAAGAUGUCCAAAGACAUGUGUGCUGUUGUUAUCGUCAUCACGUGGGCCGUCAGUGCCCUGUUGGCUAGUCCCCUUGCCAUUUUCAGGGAGUACGAGAUGCUUGAUCUGUCGCCGGCCGAGACUCUUCACGUGUGUGCGGAGAAGUGGCCGGGAAGCAGCAUGAAUGGAGCCAUCUACAGUACAUCGAUGCUUCUGGUUCAGUACUGUUUGCCUUUAAUAAUCAACUCUGUCGCUUACAUUCGCAUCUGGAAUAAACUGAAGAAUCACAUGGCUCAUCGAAACGAUCGAAAUGACCGUAAUCAGCGAAGGAAGAAGACCACCAAGAUGCUCCUGACCAUGGUGGUGGUCUUUGCCGUCAGCUGGUUGCCUUUCCACGCCUUCCAGUUGGCUGUUGACAUCGACAGCAGCGUGCCGUACAUGAAGGACUUCAAGCUGCUUUUCACUGUGUUCCAUAUCAUAGCGAUGUGCUCAACAUUCGUCAACCCCAUCCUGUACGGCUGGAUGAACAACAACUACAGGAUGGCUUUUAUGUCUGUGUUUAAGUGUUUCCCGCUUUCCAGCGUGACCGCAAGAUGCUCCAAAGCCAGAGAGACACAGAAAGACGAAGAUGGGGUUUGUACUGAUUGUAAAUCAACAAAUGUCUAAAGUUGCACAAUUUAAGGGAAUGGACUGAUAAUUAGUUGUUCAAAUGUGAAGUGUGUAUUUUAUGCUUAUUUUGGGCAUUUUGACCACACAUAAUAAUGGAUGAUUAAAAUGACUUUUUAAAUGUUUUAAAGGGCUUAAACUUUAAAAUAGCUAACUUCUAACAUCAAAUAGAGCAACAAAGGGGGGCAUCAUUAACACAUCUGUGAAACUGUACUCACGGCUUCGUAACAUACAUGUAUACGUCUUUAAUCUUAAUCAUUUAAAAUACGGCAGGAUCCAAUCUGCCAUCCGCAAUAUACUGGUGUUAUCUACAUUUUUGCAGUCAGAAAAAUAACUGACAAAUACCGCUGCAAUAAUGAACUUCUUCUCAAUUUUGAUUUCUGUUCAGCAACGCCACCAGUACAGCUCUCUUACAAUAUCUGCAUAACAUGAAUUGAUUUUAAGCUUUUCUGAUUUUUUCCUUCAAAUUCUUGUUUCGGCUCCCACCCUUAAGUUGCCACAAAAUCUUCUCAAAUAUCAGAAUAAGCUUCAUCGACACUAGAAUGAAACAACAAUAUAUUAUUACAUCUAGCUGAAAAGCAAAAACCUCUCAUAAUCUCACGUUUUUCUGAUUGUUCACCCUAAUCAUUUAUUUUCCUGCUCACGCUGAUGCCAGGCUGCACAGACUUUAAUGGCGUAUUUAUCGACACAUUUUACUGAAAUGUAGCAAAGGAUGUUUAAUUAAUUAAUUAGCUAAUUAGAUUAUUUUCUCACAAUAUGAAUAAAUAAUUAAAACAGUAAGCAUUUUUA